Arabidopsis arenosa is the source of this 1662-nucleotide messenger RNA. The record is from the annotation of a GenBank genome assembly. Lineage: Eukaryota; Viridiplantae; Streptophyta; Magnoliopsida; Brassicales; Brassicaceae.
CUCAAAACAUCAAGAAUUAUAUAUAAGCGGACCUUCUAAGUGACACAGAGGGACUUAAAGACAAAGAGUUUAAUGGAGGUGGAGCCAUGGCGUGACUUUUUGAGCCAUGGUUGUUCAUAUGGAGAUUCGUUCCCUGGUUCGAAGCAGCAGCUAGACGAGAACUGUGUAAUGGCUUUAUCACAGAAGAGGAACCGUAUCUUCAUUCCUUAUGCGAAUCUCGUCUUCUUCUUCUUCUUGUGUAUCUCUCUGGUCGAUAAAGCUGUUUGCAUCAGGAUUUCGAAUCAGAUCUCGGAUACUAUCGUUGAUUCUCCCGAUCGUCCUUUGAAAUCUGCGGUUUUCGCUCUUGGAAGCUUCUGGAGAUCGGAGGCGGCUUUUGGUUGUAUCAAUGGCGUCGUUAGAACAACCGCCGGUUACGCCGGUGGAACGAAGACGAAUCCGGAGUAUAGAAACUUAGGUGAUCACGCCGAGUCCGUACAGGUUGAAUAUGAUCCACGGAUAAUUGGUUAUCGUCAGCUCUUAGAUGUAUUCUGGUCUAGUCAUGAUUCUAGACAAGUGUUUGGACAAGGUCCUGAUGUGGGUAAUCAAUACAGAUCCUGUAUUUUCACUAAUUCUACAGAAGAGUUGAGACUGGCUUCUACUAGCAAAGAAAGGGAGCAACUUAAAUCAAGAAGCAGUAUCGUGACUACCCAAAUUCAACAGCUAGGAACCUUUUAUCGCGCAGAGCCUGAUCACCAGAAGUUCGAGCUGAAACAACAUCCAUUUCUUAUUCAGCUAAUUGGAAACAUGGCAGAAGAAGAGCUCGAGAGAUCAGCUCUAGCCACGAAACUAAACGGUUAUGCAGCCGAGCUCUGCCCGCCUAGAAUCCAGAAACAUAUCGACUCUAGAGUUAAUGAGAUCAUUAGAAAAGGAAUUGGUCACAACAAUGUUUAUGUCUUACUCUUGCCCCUUGAGUGGAUCGUUUACAUGCACAAUUUGCUUUGUAUCUUCGGCAUCCUGAAGAAGACAACAACCUUACGAGAACGGAAUGCCCGGGUUCAUUCGGGAGUAUCUAAGACUCCUUCUAUCAUCAUCAAGGAGAUUCAACUCAUCGUCCGAGCACUUCUUGAUCCUCUUUCUAGGUUGCAAGCUGCUAGGCAGCCUGGAACUUCCUUCCUUUGUACUUGGUUUCAGUUUUUCCAGCUAAGUCUUUUCGUCUCAGAUCGAACAUCGAAGGAGAAGAAAGACGAUCAUCACCAUCAUCACCACAACAAGCAUCGGAAGAAGAGCAAGAUGGCGUCGAGAGAUCAAGUUAAGGCGUCGCACAUUUUGAUUAAGCAUCAAGGAUCUCGGAGGAAAGCGUCGUGGAAAGAUCCAGAAGGGAAAAUUAUCUUGACUACCACUAGAGAAGCCGCCGUUGAGCAGCUUAAGUCGAUCCGUGAAGAUAUUGUCUCCGGGAAGGCUAACUUUGAAGAAGUGGCGACUCGUGUUUCUGACUGUAGCUCUGCUAAACGCGGCGGCGAUCUUGGUCCCUUUGGUCGAGGUCAAAUGCAGAAACCAUUUGAGGAAGCAACUUACGCACUCAAGGUGGGAGAUAUAAGCGACAUUGUCGAUACAGACAGUGGAGUCCACAUCAUUAAGAGAACAGCUUGACCUGAUCCGAUCUAAUAAAUGUAUCGAAGGUGU